Molecule: messenger RNA, 3327 nt
Organism: Didymodactylos carnosus
Lineage: Eukaryota; Metazoa; Rotifera; Eurotatoria; Philodinida; Philodinidae
Source: the annotation of a GenBank genome assembly
AUGAAUGAAAAGCUAGCCAUUGAAUCUGGAUCGUCUACAAACGAACAGUCCAAUAUUCCAAAUUUAUCAUCCGUCGAACAACUUAAUACGUUUACAUUACCGGUUAAUGAUCAACUAAAUUCACCCUCUACUUUAUUUUCAACUAAUCAGUCAAACGCCUCGUCGGCUGUUGUUAUUCAAACAGACGAAAAACCAAAUGAAAGUCAAAUGAAUGAUAAAACUAAGAAAGAAGAGCGUUAUUUAUAUUUAUUAAAUGAUUCAAAUUAUGGUGUUAUAUUGUGUUUUUUGGAUAAAUUUCGUCCAUUACUAGAUCUACAUGAUUAUCCAUUAAGAUUGUUGGAAGAACAUUUAUUAAGUGAUGAUGAAAACAUUAGUCGACAGUUAAUGGAUUUUCAUAUAUCAUUACUCAAACGUCUUGUAUUUGGUAAAAAUGCUAAACAUGAAAACUUUCUUUCAACAAUUACACGAUUCACAUAUCGAUUUGACUUGGAAGAUGGCGAUCAUUUGACCUCGGUCGGUUAUGCACAUGCCGAGAUAAAUGUGAAAAUUCGUAUUUUAAAGAAUCUUCUUGAAGCACAAUUUGAUCAAAACCAAACAUUAAAAGCUGCAAUACAAGACAAGCCAUCAAACGAGAUUCGAUCACAACCGCUCGGAAGAGAUCAAUAUGGCUCAUCGUAUUGGUUAUUUAUGGAUCGUGAAUGUUUUGUACAUUUAUUUCGUGAAAGUUCUGAUUAUGAGCGAACAUGGUCUAAUGUAGCAAAAAAUGAAGAAGAAUUUGAACGUUUUACAAAAUGUCUAACGUACGAUCAAACAUUAAAAAAGAAGUUUCAUGAAUGGAAACUUGAAAUACCUACAUUUUUCUUACCUGAUUUGCCAAUAGAACAUUUUUAUGAUUCUAAACUCUAUUUUAAUGACACAAAAGAAACAACUUCACAAUCAGAGGAAAAUGAAAAACAAACAAAGUUCCACGACAAUAUUUUAUCUCCCAAGAAUGAGAUCGCACAAGAAAAUAUAAAUACAGCAACGACUUCAAAUAGUGAGAGUGUUAAACAUGAAAUCAAACAAGAAGAGGUAAAGCCUAUUGAAGAGAAUUGUAACAUUGAAAAAAGCUCAAACGAAGCGGAUGAAUGCCAAAUACAAACGAAUGAGGUUGGUGUAAUUAAAAAUCGAUCAAGACGAAAAGCUGUUAGUUGGACAAGAAAGAAGAAAGAUAAAAAGAAUAUAGCAGUGGAUAUUGACACACAAUCACAAUCCGAAAAAGAGAAAAAGUCAACAACAUUAAAUGGUAGAAAACGGAAACGAAUAGAUGAUGAAUAUAGCGAUAUAAACGGUGGAGAAGAAAAUUCAAAUUCAUCAAUGUCAAAAACAAAUUUGAAUGAAACACUACUGGAUGAUGAUCGUGUAAGUUAUUUACUUAUGAGAUUUAGUAAAAAAAAUAUUGACAGCCUCUUGCUCUCCGACGAUCACGACACAUUGGUGAAGUCAAGUAAAAAGAUAGAUAACAAAAUCAAAAAUCAAAUUGGUCCGGCAACAAGACAACAACAAACAUUGUCGUGUCCAAAUCUUCUAACGAAAACGAAACGCACUAGAAAGAAGAAACGGGUAAAAAAUAAUUGCGGUUCAUAUUGGAGUGAAACAAGUUCAGAUGACGAAAAAAUAAUAUCAGAUGAAGAUGAUGACGAUGUAGAAGAAGAGUCAGAUCAUUUUGAAAAUGAGAUGGAAGUGGAAGAUAAUCUAGAUGACGACGACGAAUAUGUUCCAUUGGCAAAAACGGUGCUCUCCAAACGACGAAAAGCAGCAGAAACAGAUGGUGCUGUUGAUUGGACUUUAUUGUCCGAACAUACACCUAAUACUACUGCCUGUUGUAGUUGUUUGAAAACUGAUCAUCCAGAAUUAUUACUAUUAUGCGAUAAUUGCGAUGAUGCUUAUCAUACAGAUUGUUUAAAACCUAUUUUACUUAAUAUACCCGAUGGAAACUGGUAUUGUCCAUUGUGUGAACAUAAACAUUUAUGUGAAAUAUUAGUAGAAAAAUUGAAACAAUUAAUUGAAAAUCACAAAGAAUUAGAAUUGAAACGUAAUCAAUGUAUAAUUGAAGAAAAUAAUGAUCGUUUAUCAAAUUCAACAGAAAAUGUAGAUUAUAAGGAUGAUAAUUCACAACAAAAAAAUGAUGUAAAUGAAGAUGAACCAGGCGAAGAUGAACACGAUUAUGAAAUAAGUCAACGUGGACGAAAACGUCGUUCGCGUUUUAAAAUUAAAAUUCAGAAUAGUGACGAUGAGGAAAACUACGAUGAUGAUUCGAGAGACACUGAUUAUGAUCUGAAUGAAAGUAGAGGAGAAAGAAGUAAUAAUAUUCAAUUUGAUUUAAAAUUACCGAAUAGUAUUAAAAAAUUAUUAAACAAUAGAUGUAGAACAACAACAACAACAACAGCAAUGCUAAAUAAAAAGGAUCGAAGAGAUUCAACAAGAAUGGCAACGCGAUCCAUCGAUAUUAAUGAUGUAAAUCAUUUAAAUGAAAAAUUAGGUAGUCCACUAGUCUAUGUAAAUAUGAUUGGGGGUUCAAGUGAAUUACAAUCAGUAAUAACAAAUUCAAAACAAACAUCACAAAUUGUUCGACGAUGGCGAGAUGUACAACGACGUAGUUCAAUGUUAAAAUCAAAAAUGCCAACGACUUCAGAUUGUGCAGAUGAUGGUGAUUCACUAUUAGAUUCACCAAUAUCAGUUUGUGGUGGUGAUCAAAUUCGUUCGCCAAUUAAUUCAUCCUAUGAUGAUGAUAAUAAUUCGACAGAAACUAUAAUACGUUCAAAAACAUCGAAAGGAAAAAGAGUACCAACAUCUACAACUACCAUAUCAAAACAUUUACCUCAAUAUUAUUCAAAUAAAUCUGAUACAAAUUUUGAAAAAUUAACACAUGAUAUUCAACAAGCACUCAGUGUCACAUUGUCAAAAAAAGAGAAUCCACAAUCGAAAAAUAUAACGGUAUCCUCCACGAAUAUUAACACAGAAGGAACAUCAUCAUCGAGAAUAACAUUGAGUUCAUCAAGUUUCUAUUCAUCAAAACCCACUUCAUCAACAAAAUUACAUGAUUCAAUUAAUUUAUCAUCUGAUUCAUUUGGUCGACUGGGUAAUAAUACUAGUCAUCAUCAAAGAGUACAAACAAGUUUUUUACCUUAUCGCGAAAAAUUAAAUAUUAUACCGACAUCACGUUUAAUGUCACACUCAAAUUAUAAAAUAUUUAAAUCGAAAGAUCCGCCCACAACAACCAAUGGUCAUCAUUCAUCAUCCUCAACAUCAUCAUCAAUAACUUUUGAUGAUAAAACAUUAACUUGA